AUGACUUCUACUGCGAGUCAAUCCAACCAAACGCCGGCUACUUCCAACACCGCUCCCGUAGCUGCCCCGUCGUAUGCUUCCGCAGCCGGUGCGAACAAGAAGCCGACCUCAACCCCGUUGAUUGCGACGGGUUCUCACCCGCCCGUGGUGGCUGGCUCGACUGUCCCUCCUAAUGGAAAGUCCGCAAAUGUCCAGCCGGUGAACGGCAGACAGAACAUUACCCCCGCCAUGCCUGUCGCUCGCGGAACCACCAUUGCCAACGGCAGUGUUGCUGAUCACACCCGGAAGCCCUCUGUCACCAUCAGUGCUAACGCCCCGGCCGGCCAUCUUGCCAACGGUGGUCCCGUCGGUGGCCCGAUCCCCAAGUUCGGCUUUGAGUCGCCAGCCAUUGCUCACAGCACUCCCCAGCCAGCUGGAGCGACACCUAUCCCGAUUCCGGGUGGUGCCAACCCAAGAGUGGCGUCUCCUGCUCACUCCCCAUCGCCCAUUCCCCAGAGCCACCAGAGUGGUGGUGGGCUUGCCCAACGCGCUGGUGCCCCAGCUCAGGGUCCUGUCUUUGGCAGCUUCCCCGGCGACGCUGAUGUGAGUACAUAUCUGAACAUGUCUGAUUAUUCCCGCAGUCCCUUGCUUACCGGUCCCUCUCAGCGUCACAUGAAGCAGCACGGUGCCGCUAUGGCUCAGAGCCCGCAUGUUCGACGAGACUCCCAGGCUUCGGCCCAUGGUGAGCACGGCGGCCCUGGUCACGGUCGUGGCAACUUCCAAGGUGGUCGCGGUGGACGUGGCAGCUUCAGCCACGGCCAUAACUUCAACAACCCCAACAUGGGGUUUCCCCCAAACAACCGGAACUUCUCUGGUCCCAACGCUGGACAUGCCGGUCGUGGAAUGCCUGCGUACCGGGGCGGCUACCCUGCCUCUCCCCAACCUCAUCGUGCUAGCCCUGCUGGCACUCCCACCAUGGCCCACGGAACUCCAGUAAUGCAGCCGAACACUAUGCAACCUGUUCCGCCCAACUAUUACCCGCCCGCCAUGAACAUGUAUCAACAACCAGUAAAGUCCCCCUUCAUUCCCACAAACCCCCCCUCUUCUUCUACUUCUUCUUCCUCAUUCAAGCCGCACAAAAACAAGAAGCAAGCUCGCCGAGAGGCGGACAAGGCUUCCCAGCAGAUGCGUGGUCCCAAUGGCGCUCCCCAGAAACAGAAAGCCCUCGAGCUCUCCCAGAAGUCUCGACGUCAGAGCAAGGUGUGGGAACAAGGAGUCGGUUUCCAUCAGGAGUUCAACGGCGGCCUCCCACCGCCCGAGUAUUCGGAUGGCCCGCUUGCCCCAUACAGCUUUGAUCCCAGGCGCGGGGCGCCCAUGCUGGGUCCUCCGUUCAUGGGGCCCAUCGACUUAUCACCAGAAAGCCGUAAUUUUGAAAGGCUGCUAACCGAAACCAAACUACAGAUGAGCGCGCCGUACAUGGAUCCCUAUCGGGCUCCUCCUUUCCAGCCAUACAUGGGCCAGGGUAGCCCAUACCUCCCUCCGGCCGGUGGCUUCAACCCAGGACAGCCAAACUUUGUGCCACAAGCGCCCUACCAGCCCCCUUCGGGUGCCCCUCCUAUGUCCCGUAAUGCUUCACAGAUUUCAGAUCGUCCAGCCUCGAGCACUGGCCCUGCCCCAGCUCCUCCCUCGACCCAAGGCACCCCCCAGCCACGAGCCGCCGUUGCGCCUGCGAUUGUCAGCUCGACAUUUGCUCGUCCCAAGAAGGGUGGCAUUGUAAUCAAGGACCCCAACGGUAAUGUUCUCGACAUCAACUCUAUAAAGGCUCCUCCCUCUCCCGCCCCACCGGUUACGCAGCAGUCUAAGACGCCUCCCGUAAUCGCUUCCACCCCAACUCCGCCCCCCAAGUCGGCGACUCCAUCCCACGUGCGCAAUGAAAGCGCCUCUAGCAAGACAAUCGAGCAGGUUAGAAAUGAGUUCAAGAACAAGGUAAUGGGUUCCACCAUCACGCCUGCCGAGUCCAAGGCAAAGGACGACGAAGCUGCUGCCAAGGCUGCUGCGGACAAGGCCGCCGCUGAACAAGCUGCUGCUGAGGCCGAGGCUAAAGCUGCCGCCGAGAAGAAGGCUGCUGAGGAGCAAAAGGCUGCUGAGGAGCAAAAGGCUGCUGAGGAGCAAAAGGCUGCUGAGGAGAAGAAGGCGGAAGCCGAAAAGGCUGCUGCCGAAAAGGCCGCCGAGGAGGAGCGCCUCGCCGCUGAGAAGAAGGCUGCCGAAGAGGCUGAGGAAAAGAAGAAGGCGGAAGCCGAAGCCAAGGCUCAGGCUGAAGCCGAGGCAGGGGCUGCCAAGAAGCCAGCAACGGAGGAGGAGAAGAAGGAGACUGAGGAGGAAUACAUGGAGCGCAUGAUUCGGGAGAUGGAGGAAGAGGAUGCGAAGCGUGAAGCCGAACAGGCCGCGAUCACCGCCAAGAAGGAAGCCGAAAAGGCAGCCCAGAAGGCCCUUGAAGAAGCCAAAAAGGCGGCUGAGAAUAGCCCAGAAGCUCUCAGAGCCAAGGAACGCGAGAUGGAGAUCCUAGAGGAGCGGAGGGAGCAGGAGCGGGCCAAGGGCGGCUCCUCCAGUGUGGCCGAAUUGCUCAGCAAGGACUUGAAGGAGCUUGCCAUCAGCGAAAAGCCAGCUGCCGCGGCUCCCCCAGCCAUCAAGACUGGCGCAGACAAACCCAAGGGCAAGCCUGCCGCUCUGAACCUGGCGCCCCUCAAGACUGCCCAGGUCGAGGCCCCUCAGCCAAGUGCCGCGCUGCAGUCCCUUCGUUCCGCCCGCUUCCUCCCAGGCGUGAAGUUGGACAUUUAUCCCGAGGGUGUCCGCUCACCCAAUCCUGCUCUCAACGCUGCGGUGUCAAAGAAGGGCAAGGUCUUCAAAUACGACGCUGCUUUUUUGCUGCAAUUCAAGCAGGUGUUCACUGAGCAGCCUUCUAUGGAGUUCCACCAACAGGUCAAGACUUUGAUUGGCGACUCGGAUCGUUCGGCCUCGGCCCGCACCCCGGGUGGCGGCUCCGGCCGUCAAGGUUCCCGCGCUGGUGCGUCGUCCGCUUUCCCUUCAGGCGGAGCCAUGGGCCAGUUUGGCGCCAAACCACUUCCUCCUGGUACGACCUCGGAGCAACGGUUUGCCAUGUCACAAGGCAGUCUGGGAGGAAGACCCCCCAUGGGCACUAUGGGCGGCUUUGGCCGUGGUGGUUUCCCUACGAGCAUGAGCCGGAACCCUUCAGCUGCUGGAGGCUUGCCCUCUCCCCGCACCGGUAGCAGACGCGGAGGCAGCAAGAGAGAAGGGAACUUUAACAACGCAAAGGCCGAGGCCCAAGCUGCGAAGACUAUGCCCCUUACUGCAGGCAUGGAGCUCAAGCCCAUUCAAGUCUCGGCGAUGGGUUGGAAACCGACCAGCAUCAACAAGCCUCAAGACCCGACCGCCGUGGCUCAAAAUGGCCACAUGGAUCCCGAAAUGGUGCAGCGCAAGGUCAAGGCUGCCCUGAACAAGAUGACUCCUGAGAAAUUCGACAAGAUUGCCGAUCAAAUCCUCACCAUCGCCGCGCAAUCCAAGAACGAGCAGGACGGUCGGACACUUCGCCAAGUCAUUCAGCUCACCUUCGAGAAGGCGACAGACGAAGCCCACUGGGCCUCCAUGUAUGCCAAGUUCUGCAAGCGCAUGCUCGAGUCGAUGAGCCCCGAGAUCCGCGAUGAGACUGUCACGGACAAGCAGGGCAACGUUAUCAGCGGUGGUCCCCUUUUCCGCAAAUAUCUCCUCAACCGCUGCCAGACUGAGUUCGAGCGAGGAUGGAAGUCUAACCUGCCUCCUCCUCCUGAGGUCAAGGAGGGCGAUGAGAAGAAGACUGCCGAGGCGGCCAUGCUCUCAGACGAAUACUACAUUGCUGCGGCUGCCAAGCGUCGCGGUCUUGGUCUCGUCCAGUUCAUUGGUGAGCUCUUCAAGCUGGGUAUGCUGACAGAGCGCAUCAUGCACGAGUGUGUUCGCAAGUUGCUCGAGUACCAGGAUCUCCCUGAUGAAGCCGAGAUUGAAUCUCUCACCAAGCUGCUCAGAACGAUUGGUGGCACUCUGGAUAGCACUGAGAAGGGCCGACCUAUGAUGGAUGCCUAUUUCCAGCGCAUCGAUUCCAUGAUGAAUCUGCCGACUCUUCCCAGUCGUCUCAAGUUCAUGCUCAUGGACAUUGUGGACUUGCGCCGCAGUGGCUGGCACUCCAAGGAGCAGAACAAGGGCCCCAAGACCCUUGAGGAAGUCCGCGCCGAGGCCGAAGCUGCUGCUGCGCAAAAGGCAGCGGAAAAUGCCCGCACCAACCAGCGCGGUGCCCCUGGUGGUCGCCCCAUGGGUGGUCGUCAAGAUUCGAGAAACUUCUCGUACGCUAAUGCGGCUCCCAACACGGUGGCUAGCGACGAUCUCCGUCGUCUGAAGGGCUCAUCCAACCGCAGCUCCAGCCAGAACAUGGCUUCAUUCGGCCCGACCUCGAUGUUCAACUCUAGAAGCAAUAGCGGUAGACGCAUGGGAGGACCCGGUGGUGCUUUUGGGCGUACCGGAGAGGAUUCCGGUGUCUCCUCACGCACCGGGACACCCCCAGUUUCGCAGCGCGACUCGGUUGGCCACGCCAAUGCAUUUGCACUUCUUGCUGAGGCUGAUCACCCCGGUUCGCCUCCAUCAGCGCACGCGUCGCCCGCUCUCCCCAAGGCGUCGCUCGACUCGACUGUCACCUCGGACAAGAAGGAGUAA
Molecule: messenger RNA, 4737 nt
Organism: Podospora anserina S mat+
Lineage: Eukaryota; Fungi; Ascomycota; Sordariomycetes; Sordariales; Podosporaceae
Exons: 3
Coding region: 1-4737 (1578 amino acids)
Cellular component (GO): eukaryotic translation initiation factor 4F complex
Molecular function (GO): mRNA binding; translation initiation factor activity; protein binding
Source: RefSeq, a predicted model, not a curated record